AUGAAGCCGAACUCGACCACCAACACCGACUCGACUCGAUGCCCGAGCAAGGACAAGAACAAAGACAAGGACAAGGAGAAAGAUCCUCAAACGCGUUUGCUUGAGCCCCCUGUCCAACAACAAUAUGCCGCCAAAAUGAAGCUUCCCAGCCUAUCUUCGUUUCUUUACAAGACGUUCUACGUCCUCUGCGUCCUUGGUCUCACCGGACUUAUCAUUAUAACGCCAGCGGAUCUCAUUGCGCAAGCCCGGAAAAGGAGCCACAGUCCUCUCCAGAUCGCCAAUACGCUGGUGGCUCCCGCUGGAUAUGUUGCUACAUUCUUCUGGGCUGUACUGCUGUACUCUAUUAGAAUCGUCUCGAACAAGGCCCAUCUGAAGAAAAUCCCAAGGUCAGAAAUUCCGAUCGAGAAGGGCGACGUGAAGGAAAAGGUCCGGAAAAUGAUUGAAGCAAGCCUCAACCGGAGUGCUGUCAUCGCAUGGGACUCUCGACCUCGCCUUUCCGACCAGCCAGCAAGUAUCGUGUCUGACCCGGAAAAUCGAGAUGAUGUAGUCGAAACCAUGGAUCAAGCGGCGGAAAAGAGAUGGAGAGUGAAGCGUGGGAUAUUCCGCAGAGUACGCACCCAGAUGGAAUCAGAGGAGCAUACAGUGACGAUCCCCCCGCCUGCUCCUGUGUGGGGAGACAUAGCACAUAAUGGAUGGUCCUCGCCGACAUCACCAGACUUGCCGAACUUGCAAUACAUUACAGUUAUUCUUGAACUGCCGCAUCUGAUUGAGGCCAGGGCGGUCUCUCUGGCGCCUGUAGACCCCGGGUCCACCUCUGAGUCCCCUUUACCCGAUAUUCGAGCCGUGGACCUUCUGCAAAGACAAGCAGCAACUUGUCUCAGGGACUAUAUCGGUCAUCUAGUCAGUAUGGGAGUUGUUCCAGCGCCAGAAGUGGCUACCGGAUUUCUCGCGAAUUACGAAUAUGCUCGGUUUUCUGGCCAGACUCUGAGCGAACAUCAAUUUCGGGAACUUAUGAGGCAAUUUGCGGAUCUACUCAGGAUUAUGGAACCACUUAGCCCUGCGAUUCUCACAAGCCUGGAUAUCGACCGUUCGGAGACCGACAUUGACGAUGAUGGCUCAGCCUCACUCACCCCAGCAACACCAAGCAGCCGCUCUCUCGCAUCUUCUCGCAGCAUUCGCAGCCGCAGCCGCAGCGAGGGGACUGUCCGCACGGGACCAGCCCGAAGUAUUGGCACAUGUUCCAAGAGACAGGAAUUCGGCACUGCGCCUGCUACACCCAGAAGCAAGAAGAGGUUGAUGUCCAGGUCACCGAGCAUGCAUAGCUUUGCGCCGAGUGGAAGACCGAAUGGUGGGAGUUGUGGCGGAAGCUCGAGUUCAAGUUUACGGUCUACAAGUCGGGGGAGUGUUAUUCGGUUGAGUAGUGCGCAUGAGGAUGGAUUCAGCCUCCAUAUACCCAGACCGCGGUGA
Molecule: messenger RNA, 1467 nt
Organism: Drepanopeziza brunnea f. sp. 'multigermtubi' MB_m1
Lineage: Eukaryota; Fungi; Ascomycota; Leotiomycetes; Helotiales; Drepanopezizaceae
Source: RefSeq, a predicted model, not a curated record